Messenger RNA from Fopius arisanus, 982 nucleotides. RefSeq lists its product as uncharacterized. Lineage: Eukaryota; Metazoa; Arthropoda; Insecta; Hymenoptera; Braconidae. The record is from RefSeq and is a predicted model, not a curated record. The transcript is spliced from 5 exons. Bases 48 to 905 code for a protein of 285 amino acids.
AGGGCAGUGAAUUCAUUAAUUUAUGAAUUUAUUUAUCAACUUUAACAAUGCAGAAGGAAAAACCCACAACGCCAACAAUGAGAAGGGCUCAGACCACAAGGACUCGCACUCCAGAUAGAGUAGAUGCAUCAGCAAGAUCUCGAAAUCGUGGACAAGUCAGAUGUCGUGCCACAUUAACCCCAACAGAUUUUGCAGUUCCCGGACUGCCAAUUACGAGGCGUGGAUCAGCAAUGAAUAACAUGAACACAACAAGAGUGUCGGUGAUGCCAAUCGGUCAUUUGGAUAGUACGAGACGAUUUCGAGACGAAUCAGAGGCCAACAACAACGAAUUGAGUUUACUUUAUGAUAAAUAUGUUCAAACACUGGCAGAAGAGCACAUACUCAAGAAGAAAAUUGAGGAAAGGGAGAAAAAAAUUGUCACGCAGCUGACAGCAUUGGCAAAGGAGCUGGAACAGUGCAGUGGAAAGCUACAUGAGAUUAGAAUGAAAGAACUCGAUGUUUCUACAUUAAAUGACAUUCAAAAGAACUCCGACGCUCAGAUAAAAGAAAUAACAGUAUUUCUCGAUACUUAUCAGGGAAAAUCUGUGGAAACACUUGUCCACAUUCAAUCAAUCCUAAAAUCCUUGGACAUUCUCACAUGUAAGGAUAUAAUAAUUCCCAAAACAGCGGAACAAAUGGAGAAAUUAGUGACUACUCUCGAGAGAUGCAAUGAAUUCCUAGUUUCCAUGAAUUCCAUGAUAGGAGAUAAAGGAAAGACAAUGAAUACAGGAAGUCAGGGCCUCAAGGAUUUCCUCCAAACUCACGAAAAUCUUCAGAAGUACAUGGGAAAUUUGGAGGAUGCAGUUGAGGCUCUUCAAAUCGAAGUGCUGAAGUCCCUCUCGACGACUCUAACACCUUCCCCAUAGCCAAUGAUUUAAUAAUUAAUUUCCACUCAACUUGUUCAAAAAUAAAUUAAAUUUUCUCAUAAAACAAUAAAAAAAAC